This is a messenger RNA of Sphaeramia orbicularis (orbiculate cardinalfish), 1370 nucleotides long. It is a transcript of the gene atg10, whose product is annotated as ATG10 autophagy related 10 homolog (S. cerevisiae). The coding region runs from base 135 to 824 and encodes 229 amino acids. Gene Ontology annotation, cellular component: cytosol. Gene Ontology annotation, biological process: autophagosome assembly; protein modification by small protein conjugation; autophagy of mitochondrion. Gene Ontology annotation, molecular function: Atg12 conjugating enzyme activity. The record is from RefSeq and is a predicted model, not a curated record. NCBI's taxonomy places the organism in Eukaryota, Metazoa, Chordata, Actinopteri, Kurtiformes, Apogonidae. The transcript is spliced from 7 exons.
GAAGAAGAAGAACAAGCGUCACAGCAAGCAGAGGAAGAAGAUGAAAAAUAUCCGAGAGAGAAGUUCGGCGCUUGUAAACCCGCAGACGCUUCAGUUCGGCUGUGUGUGAACAGAACCCGUACCACGGAGCUGAGAUGAGCUUGUGUCUCCUGGAUGAGGACAGCUUUCGUAGCAGUUGUAAGCUCCUCCUGCAGCAGUCUGAAGAGCUGAGGGACAGCUGGACCUGGGAGCCAGUGCAGGGAUCAUCAGAAGAGGGCUACCUGAAGAAGAUUGCUCUCAAGUCAGUUGUCAUUGACUCAAGUCUGAAGUGGAACCUCAUCGAGUCUGAUACAGGGGAGGAACAGACUCCUCCUGACUGUCUGAACAGUGAUACUGGCUAUAGUGAUGAUGAAGGUGAAGCUGCAGAUGUAUGUGGGCUGUCUGAAGGCAGCAGCAGCAGCCAGGUGUUUCAAUAUGAGUAUCACAUUGUGUACUCUUGCAGCUACAGGACGCCUGCAUUGUAUUUCCGAGCCUGUACUCUAGAGGGGCGGAGCCUGUCAUUAGAGGAGGUGUGGAGCUCUGUCCAUCCCAACUUAAGGCUUCGACUGAAGCACUGUCCUCUGAACACCAUCACCCAGCAGGAGCAUCCUCUAUUGGGUCAGCCUUUCUUUCUCCUUCAUCCUUGCCGAACACAGGACUUCAUGAGGCCUGUACUGCAGGCAGCACACCAACAAAACAGGUCAGUAAACUAUGUGUUGACCUGGCUCAGUGUGGUUGGUCCACUGGUGGGCCUGGAUGUCCCUCUGCACUACUCCAUCUCCUCCAGCAGCACAAAGCCAGACUGAAGAUGCAUCCGCCUGCUGCACCAUCUGAAGGACUAUGUACAGCUACAGACCAGGCAGCUGCUACACCCAGCCAGACUGCAAGACACCCACGACACCAGAGCCAUUUGUGUGACAGUAAAACGUCAUAAGAUGCAUCUGCAUUUUACAAAAAGGACUGGGAAGUGCUCCGUCUAUCACACAGCCAUGAACCAGUUACAAAAUAUCCCUUUUAACCUGGCAUAACUUGGCCUAUUGCAUGUCCCAUUAAAGUGGUGACUGAGUGAACUUUACUAAUUGUAGUUAAUGGUUUGUGCAAAUGAGGGCUGUAACACAGUGUAUAUCAGAUACUUAAGCACAAAGAUAGAAGGGGGCUGUUGACGUGGUAGUGGGUAAUUCAUAGAAUCUCAAAUGUAAAUGGGGCAACAGAAGUAAACUGGCAUGAUUUGGAAGCUUUUUACCAUAUUUGUGAGUAAGAAUUUUUUACAGACUUGUUGAUAUUGAGUCUUGGAGCAGAGUGCAAUUACGUUUUACUCUGGUGUAUUGACUGUUCACUACCAUAAUAAAAAA